AUGCAUGAUGCUUGCCUACUUCCAGCCGCGGUGCUGGUGGUGUUGGCGAUCGGGGCAGGAGCAUUUCGGGACCGCGAGGACGAGCUGUUGAGGAGCAUGGCCAUGCAGGGGCUGUCCCAGCCCGCUGGCCCAGGGAACGCCGACGUGCCGCCCAUCGAUGGCGCGGCGCUUGGCCAGGUGGUUGUGAGCUCCAAGGGCCGCUUCGCCGCGGGGGCUCGCGCUGAGACGCCGCCGCCGUGGUGGGUCAAGCACAGCAUCAAGCCCACAGGGCCGGACAAGGACAUGGGCAGCUGGACGAAGGUCACCUUCUCGCAGGCGCAGCAGGAGCAGUUCGGCGUCGACGAGCAAGGCGAUGUCCUGGACCAGGCCAAGUUCGACGCCGCCGUCGCCGCCGUGAGGCCCCCGCCGACAUCGGCGGCCGAUCCCGCGGGCCUUCCGAACCUGGCCGUGGCGGAGGCCGUUGCCAAGGGCGUGAGCUCUGCGCUGGCCGUCGGCGGCCCGCACGUGGUGGUUGACGUGAGGAUCGUGAAGCGCGGGCGCAACUCCUCGGGGGAGCCCUCCCUGGGCGCGGGCGGGGGCCUGGCGGCCCUCGACGUGCUGAACGUGUCCGUGGAGGUGGAGCAUGGCCACCGCCCGCACGCCCCGCCCGCGCCCGGCGCGGCGCUGGCCGCAGGCGGCUGGCGGGGGGGGCCGCUCUGGCCGGGCGAACUGCGCGGGAAUUCGACGACCACGACCACUACGACGUCGAGCAGCAUCAUUAGCAGCAGCGCAGCUGCAGUCCCAGGUGCAGAUGGGGAGACCAUGCCCAUCUAUGCCGGGCCGCCGUCGAUCGUAGACGGUCCAGUCGCUCCACCGACGACGGCGGCCAGCAGCAUUAGCAGCAGCACAGCCGCAGCCCCAGGGGUCGAUGAGGAGACAACGCCUGUCAUAGUGACAGCGCCAGCGAGCGCAGAGUAUCUGGCUGCUAAUUCGACCACCACGACCACUGCGACGACUAGCGCCGAUGAAGAGACCAGCAGCAGCAGCAGCAGCAGCAGCAGCAGCAGCAGCAGCAGCAGCAGCAGCCGCAACAGCAGCACACCCAUAAUGGUGGCACCGCCUGCGAACGCAGACGAUCCUGCCCUUGACCCGACGACUACAACCACUACGACUGCCAUCAGCACAAGCAGCAGCACAGACGCAGCCGCAGGGGCGCCCGAGGAGACCACGCCCGUUGCGGUGGCUCUGCCAGUGAGUGCGGAGGAUUCAGCCGCUGAUCCAACGACUACGACUGCUUCGGCGAGCAGCAGUACUAGCAGCAGCAAUAGCAGCAGCACUAGCAGCAGCACUAGCAGAAGCACCAGUAGCAGCACAGCCGCAGCCCCAGAGGCUGACCAUGAGACCACGCCCGUUGAGGUGACACUACCUUCAAGAGCGGGCAAUGAUGGUCUGACGACUACAAAGGCAAGCUACUACCCCCCUCCGAGGGGCCAAACUUUAUUUCCUGUUAACGGGGUUGGCUACAACGCACUUGCGGACACUACGACCAGCAGCGCUACGACCAGCAGCGCUACGACCAGCAGCAUCACGGCUGCAGCCCUAGGGGCCGAUGAAGAGAUUGGCAGCAAUAGGAGCAACAGCAGCAACAGCAGCAACAGCAGCAACAGCAGCAGCAGCAACAGCAGCAGCAUACCCAUCAUGGUAGCCCCGCUUGCGAGCGCAGACGAUCUGGCCGCUGACUCGACAACUACGACUACUACCACGGCGACUAGCAUUAGCAGCAGCACUGCCGCAGCUCUAAGGGCCGAUGAGGAGCCCAGCAGCAACAGCAGUACACCGGCGAGCGCGAGCGCUUUGGCCGCUGGCUCGUCGAGUGCCGUUACUACGACUACGACUACGACUUCGGCCAACGCCACCAGGAUGGGUUCCAGAACUCCGUCAGGCAUGGGCCCCGGCGCCGUCGGCCCCGAGGAGAGCACCCGCCCCAGCCCCAGCAGCAGCAGCGAGAACAGCAGCAGCGGCGGCAGCGGCAGCACGGCCGCAGCCCCCGCGGCCGAGGCGGACCGGACGAGCGCGGGGGCCCCAGACGACGGGGGAGGGCCUGCAGCGCCCGGCGCGCAAAGCAGGCCGGUGCCGACCGGCCCGCAGAAGGCCCCAGCGGCGUGGAUUCCCAGCGGUCAGGAGAGUCCGUACGAGCCGAAGUACUGCCUGAAACAUCCAUUCGUCAGGGAGCAGCCGCUGAAGAUGAGCCGGGUCCAGAAUUUCAACUACCAGCUGGGCUGGUUUCUGUACCCGAUUCUGAUCUUCCUGCUGGUGCUGAUUCUCCGCCGUCUCAAGUUGGCGAGCUCCGUUGGAAAGGCUGCUGAGGCGGUGGCCGACGCCGUGCUGGAGGCGGUGGACGAUGACGACGCCGUUGCGGCCGCACAGGAGGCGGUGGUCAGCGAAGCAUCGACCGAGAAGGCACGACCCCUCGCCGAGAAGCUGUACGACGUGCUGUGGGGGAACGGCCUCCCGAGGGCCUGCGUCGACGGCGCCACGGUCGCGGGAGCCGUCCUCAAUCUGAUGCUCUUCGGAGCUGCCACUGAGGCCGUCUGCACAUCGGACGGGUCGGACCGCCGCGUGCUCGGUCUCAGCGCCGACUCGCUGGUCGAGGCCCACGACGCGGUGGAGGUCGUGUCCCUCCUUGCUUUUGGCGGCGUGCUCCUGGGGCGCCUCGUGGCUGCGCAGGCGCACCCGCGCUUUCAGGCCGGCGGGCGCAGGGCGUGGAUGCGCUAUCUGGCUUACGACUCGUAUGCCCAGCUGGACAUGCUGGCCGUCGGGCUCUCCCUGGGUGACUUCCUGCUGUGCCGAGCCGUGCACAUGAACUGGACCUGGUUGUGCGGGAUGCGAGCGGUGCAGAUUCUCGAGCAGCGCGGGCUUGCCCUGCAUCCCAAGGGCUUCGCGGCGGCUGUUGGCAGGGAGAAGAGGAUGAUCUCUUCUGUGCUGAUGUUGGGGGCGGUCCUCUGGUUGCUGAUCAGCGGGCUGUUCUAUUUGGCCAACAAGGACAACGACAAAGCCCGUUGGUACGCCGCCCAGGUACAGGAGGGGGAGAAUGAAUGGGUGGAGUGGCAGCGCUUCUCAUCCAUUCCGUCCUCCAUGUUCUUCGUGUUGUUGAACCUCACCAAAAAGAAUCCCCUGGCCCACGUGUAUCACACUGCCACGCAGCGCGCCCUGGUGACGUUCGUGAACCUGGCAGUCAUGCCUUUGUUCGCUUUGCCCGCAAGCAUCGUCGGAGCCAUGAUGGGCCGCGUUGUGAUGUCCAGUGAACAGGGGGGACCAGUGACGUCCAGAGAUCCGGAGGACUCGGCCAGCGGCCUCGCGGCGGACGCCCCCGCCUGGGUCCGGCAGCUGCUGGAGGGGCCGGCCUACGCACCUCUGGCAGGCCUCCUCGGCUUCGGCUCGGUCGCCGUUCUCUUUGCCAGCACCGUUCAGACCUUUCAGGGUCGACGGCUCUGGUCCCUGGACUGGUGCUGCGCCCUCGUGGACGGAGCGGUUGGCGCUGCGUUUGCGGUCGAGUGGUGCCUGCGGGUGCGCUUCGCGGACAGGGGCGGGAGCUAUGUGCGGUCGCCCAUGGGCGCCGUGGACUUCCUCUCGGCCUGGCCAGGCGCCGUGCGCUGCGUCCUGUUCGCCGCAGGCUGCACCUUCGUGUCCCCGCACGGGUUUCUUAUCGCUUCCUGCGGUUAUUGGCUGAACUUGCUCUGCCUGGUGCGCAUCUUCAAGCUGGAGCGGCUGCUCCACUCCUUCGAGGACAUGGGCGACGUUCUCUACUCGCACCGCCGACUUCUCGUGUCUACAGGCAUCCCAGCCGCUCUGACGUUGGCCCUCUCCUCGCAGCUUCUGUACAUUUCGGAGCAAGACAAUCCCGACCCCAUGGUCCUUGCGAACUUCGCUUCGUUUCCACGGUCACUGUGGGCGGAGGCAAUCAACAUCAACGGCGAGUGGGUCUGGGCCGACUACACGCCAUUCGGCAAAGGCGUGCUGACGAUUAUGGCCAUCUUCAGCGUGGGUAUCUGCGUCAUCCCCAUGACGAUAUUUACCAGUGGGUAUUUCCAGAAGAUCUACGAAGACAACGACGAGGAGGAGGCCCUUCCUGAAGAGGAUCAUUGGCAGCUGCACCACGAGCCCAGGGAGCCCUGGCGACAGGCGGUCUGGGAGUGGCUGUACGGCCACCUAAAGCCAGGCGGGAAAGCAACGGCGCAGUUCAGGGUCUUCUGUGCGGCGUCGAUCAUACUUACCUUGAUUACUUCUUUGACUUGUAUCGUCCUCACCAUGGACAUGUUCGGACCCAAAGAUCCCCAAAACCCCAAGGACCGGGAGCCCUUUUGCUUUCAGGAUCCCAAGUAUGACCGUUGGUGUGAACGCGUGGAUCAGAUUUCUUAUUGGCUGGACCUCGUCGCCGUCGUGUUCUUUCUGUGCGAGUUUUCCAUGCGUUUUACUGCCCUCGGGUGGAGGCAUCUACAGUCGCUGAAGGGCAUCAGUGGCUCGACCUCCCUUCUCGCGAUAGCGGUUUGCCUUCACCUCGAUUGGCGCCGUCCUCUCCUGCACCCAAGUUUCAACAACGACUGGAGCGGCUUCGCGUGUCUAUACGACCUCGUCAUCCCGCUGCGGCUGCUCCGCCUUGUCAACCUCGAGGACUACAUUGGCUGCGCCGACGUCGUCGCCAACGUCGUCAAGGCCAACCUGUGGCCGCUGGCGCGCGGCAGCUUCUCCUUCGUGUGCACCUGGCUCACGCACGCCACGCUCCUCCACUACUUCGAGUGGAACAGCGACCGCAAGGAGGAGUUCGGGAACCCCACGCCCUUCAACCGCAUCAACCAGACGAUCAUGGUGCUGCCGCAGGCCACGCUGACGCAGGGCGACAGAUACGGCGACCUCACCAGGAGCCUGCAGUACAGCCUGGUGCACCUCACAGGAGCGAUGCAGGGCCGGAUGGUGAAGGAAAUGGAGGCAGCGGCGUCAUCUAUAGACGGCCCGCAGCUGAGCGCAUUGCUCGAGAGCAGCGACCCAGUGGCGAGAUCCAUGCAGUUGCAUUGCUGGUUGAUUCAGACGCGCCGCGAAGCCAAGACGAGGUUCGCGGGCCAGCUCAUGGGACUCCUGAGCCGUGAUUUCACAGGCGACAUCCUCGCGCCGUUCGAGGCAUUCAAGCGGAGGGCGUCGCUGUGCGGGGGUCACAGGCAGGCGGGGUGCCCCGAGGUCACGGGCGGGGGCGCGAACAGCCUCGCGAGCGAAACUGCUGGAGAGCUAGAGUCUGGGAAGCCGCGGCGAGAUCUGUUCCUGGCGGCCCUCUCGACGGGCGCGCGCGCCAUCGCGAGUGAGGUUGCGAGCGCGAGCGGGGGUCAGGCCUUGGUGGGCACCAGGUGCCACGUUGCGCCGGCGUCGAAGCCGCUGAUGCCCGUGGGCGAGAUGGCGGGCGCCAGCGACAGAGUCGUGCUCGAGUCUGGGGGGCCCUGCUGCGGGGAUGUCGGCGCGGGUGGGCGGUGCGAGCUCUUGAGGAAGAACGGUGGCUUCGAGUUGAUGGUAGAUGUGCUACCUGCUUCGGGGAGUGUGUCGGCGUCUAUUCGCUGGCAGACUGCGAGGCCGCGGGGCCGCCGGAGCUGUGCCCCAUUGACUUUUGACGUGGAGAUCGAGGAGGGCCGGGCCUGCCAGGACGGCGGGCGGCUCGACGCGGUGGAGGAGUCGGAGUUCACCGCGCGAGCCGUUGAAGGGCGAGCUGCCGGAGCAGGCGGAGAAUUGGGGGGCAUGGGCCCAGGCGCGGUGGGCAGCUCCCCCCUGGCCCCGAGGAGCAUCGAGGCGCGGUGGGCGGCCGCGCAGGUGCUUCUGGGCAAGGGGGUGCAGCGCGAGUGCAACGUGGAGGUGUUGGUGGAGAUGUGCCUAGUGACGGGCCCCUCCAAGUUCGAGCUGAAGAGUGACUCGCAGAGAGCGAUCGCGGCGCCCACGGGGGGCGCGUCGAAGGAGCUCCCUGGCGUGGCGUUUGGACCGACGCGCGCGAGCUUGCCGUGGGCGGGGAGACGUGCUGGCGCGCUGCGCGACGGGCCAGGCCGACGCCAACGGAAGUUUUUCUUUGAGUUUGUGAAGGGCCGACCGUUCAGGAGGGCGUCGCCGACGUUCGGGGGGCGGGCGUUCUACCUGCCGACUAGCAAAAUGGCGUCGGAGCUGCCAGACCAGCGACAGGAGAGUAUCUUCCUGGGCAUGGCGAGCAGGGUCGACAAGAUCUGCGUGGGGGCGACCGCUAGCCGCGGUGCAUUCGGGCGCCUGCAGGGCGAGGCGAGGAUCGAGGAUGCCAUGGGGGCGACGCGCGGAUGGGCGGAGGGGUAUCGAGCUUGCGCUGGAGGGCGGAAGCCGGAGGAGAUCUCGCGCGCGAUCCUGAAGAGGAAAGCUCGGCGGGGGCGCGCCUUCGAGGACCAGCUGAAGCGGUUUGCGGCGGAAGCUCGUCGCCAGUCUCCGGUCCUCAGGGGCCUGGGGGCGGAUGUGGACCAACGGGGGGCGACCGGGUGA
This is a messenger RNA of Prorocentrum cordatum, 6513 nucleotides long. NCBI's taxonomy places the organism in Eukaryota, Dinophyceae, Prorocentrales, Prorocentraceae. The record is from the annotation of a GenBank genome assembly.